Molecule: messenger RNA, 1459 nt
Organism: Uranotaenia lowii
Lineage: Eukaryota; Metazoa; Arthropoda; Insecta; Diptera; Culicidae
Gene: FeCH
Product: ferrochelatase, mitochondrial
Exons: 3
Coding region: 192-1364 (390 amino acids)
Biological process (GO): heme biosynthetic process
Molecular function (GO): protoporphyrin ferrochelatase activity
Source: RefSeq, a predicted model, not a curated record
CUGUCAAAUCAUUCCGGUUGCUUCCAUGGAGGCCGGAGGGUAUCAUUCAGUUUUAGGUGGAUACAUACGUGCAGAUUUUAUCGCUUAUUUACGUCGAUGUUUUGAAACCUUUCCUUUCCAUCUUGUGAACUGAUUACCAAAGUUACAUCAAGAAAGUAAUUCGCAUCGGUACGUGCUGAUUUUCUGUGACAAUGUUGAGGAAUCUGUCGAACAUGAAAAACAGCCUGGCUGGGUUAGCUAUGUCCGGACCAGGGCGCUACUUUAGUGUACAAUCUACAAAAUGUUCUCCUCGUACUGCCAUUGUUAUGCUAAACAUGGGCGGUCCUCAGAACACUGAUCAGGUGCACGAUUAUUUGCAUCGGAUCAUGACUGAUCGGGACAUGAUUCAGCUUCCUGUCCAGAGUAAGCUUGGUCCAUGGAUAGCAAAGCGUCGAACACCAGAGGUUCAAAAAAAGUACUCAGAAAUCGGGGGAGGUUCGCCGAUCUUGAAAUGGACAAACAUUCAGGGUGAACUGUUGUGCAAGCAGCUUGACAAAGUAUCCCCGGAAACGGCGCCACACAAGCACUAUGUCGCCUUCCGUUACGUAAAUCCCCUCACGGAGGAUACAUUGAAACGGGUGGAGCAAGAUAAACCCGAACGAGUAGUCCUGUUCUCCCAGUAUCCUCAAUACAGCUGUGCUACUUCCGGCUCCAGCUUCAAUGCCAUUUUUUCUCACUACAAAUCAAACAACAAUGGCCUCACCAGUGCUCGGUGGAGUGUAAUCGAUCGCUGGGGAACUCACCCUCUGUUAGCGAGAACUUUUGCUGAUAAUAUUCGCAAGGAGCUGGAAAAGUUUCCAGUCGAAAAGCGGAAGGACGUUAUCCUACUGUUCUCCGCUCAUUCCUUACCUUUACGGGCGGUAAACAGGGGAGAUGCUUAUCCAUCGGAAGUGGGGGCUACGGUGCAGAAUGUGAUGGAAGAACUGCAGUACUGCAAUCCUUACUGUCUGGUGUGGCAGUCGAAAGUUGGCCCGCUUCCAUGGUUGGAACCAUUCACUGAGGAUGCCAUCAAGGGGUACGUCAAACAGGGCAAGAAAAACUUCAUUCUAGUCCCUAUUGCAUUUGUUAACGAGCACAUUGAAACUCUGCACGAGUUGGACAUCGAAUAUUGCCAAGAGUUGGCUCACGAGGUCGGAGCGGAGAAGAUCGGUCGGGCAGCUGCCCCCAACGAUCAUCCGUUGUUCAUUGAUGCUCUCACGGAUGUGGUUCGGACGCAUUUGCAAAACGGCGAUCGAGUGAAUCCUAAAUUUUUGCUCCGAUGCCCGGCAUGCGUGAAUGCCAAGUGUCAUUCCAGUAAGCAGUGGUACCGGCAGAUUUGCAAUUGAUAAUUUUCGCUUUUAGUUGAUAUUGAAUUGGAAUCAUGUUUGUGAUUGAUUUGUUAAGUUCGUUUGAAUAAAGAUACAAUUUAAUGGUUUUGGAA